Molecule: messenger RNA, 5811 nt
Organism: Cutaneotrichosporon oleaginosum
Lineage: Eukaryota; Fungi; Basidiomycota; Tremellomycetes; Trichosporonales; Trichosporonaceae
Biological process (GO): regulation of ARF protein signal transduction
Molecular function (GO): guanyl-nucleotide exchange factor activity
Source: RefSeq, a predicted model, not a curated record
CCAUCUGCUCCAGUCAUGUUCUGAUCUCUCAUUCUCUCUCCACCUCACACAUUCAUUCAUUGCAAUCUCGCACUCCAUUCUUUCCUCCUCGGUCUUAUCUCUCCCGCAUCCUGUUCUCCAUCUCACGUCUUGAUCUUGAUACUGUACCAAAACCACGCCCGAACCGACCCAUCCACACGAAAACUCAACGCGCCCCGCGCGCACCACUGCUACCUCCACCUACGCUCCUUUCGCGACCCCCACCCCAGCUCCACACUUUCCUCACCCCUCCUCUGAUGCUAAAGCGCAACUAGGCUCAGAUGGUUUCGACCGGCUCAAACGGGUCGAAUGCGCCCUCUACCCCGACCCGUAAGGAGAACCGAAGACGGUCAUGGUUUGGCCUCGUCACACCCAAACGCAGGGAACGCGUGUCCGUGAUGGCGCCUGCUCCCGAGCACCCAGAACAACCUGAGCGCCCAGAAUACCCGGAGCAUCCAGAGGACCGCGGCCGCAUGGAAGAGCUAGAGCCGACUCCACCUGUUAAGAGGUCGGGUGACGCAUUCCCGCGUCAACAUUCGACAACAGACGAUGAGGAAUCAGACUCGGAUCGCGAGGGCACGGUGAGGCGCAAAUCCAAAACCAGGCCCAAGCUCCUCACUGAAGACGGGGACCACGAGCACGAGCAGCGCGAGCAGCCGGUUCGCAUGAAGGACAUGGCGACGCUUGCCAUCCUCUCCCGGAACAAUACUGUCAAGCCAAAACCGUUCCCGUCCCGCGUCUUCCAAAGGACCCAAAGCGACAGCUCGUCGUCCAGCGACGCCCUCCCCGCCCCGGCGCCUCGCCCACAUACCCUCGUCCUCUCUCCCUCCAGAGUGCCUCAGCGCUCGUCGUCGGUCGGCGCAAGGAAUACACCGACUAAGCAGCGCUUUGCUGGGCCACCCUUUGAUCACUCUCCGCCCGUGAACAAGCCUCUCCCUCAGCCCCCCCAUGAAGGACCUUCCGCUGGUGCCCCUCGAGCUGUGUCUCUCCCCAUCACCACCAUCUCCGCCCCACCAGCAGACAUUGUCGUGACGCCAAGCAGUCCCAUCGACAGCUUUGAAGGCUUGUUCGGUCUCGGACCGUCCUCUCCAACACUCGCUUUGAUGCUCGACGGUGCAGAGCUGCCGGACCCCACAGAUGACCGCCGCCCCGUUUCCGCCCCUGUCUCACGCACCCCGUCGAUAACUCGCACCCCUCGCGCGGCUGGCUUCGACCGACCCCGACCAGAAUCUCCCACACCUAUGCGCCAAGGCUCACUUGGCUUGGGCCUCCCAGAGUCUGUGGCUGCGAAGCGCGCAUCAACCCCUGCCGGCGGUCUCGCACUCCGACAGCAGGCCGUGUCGUCUCCGCUACCUGAGCGCGCUACGAGUCCCGUCGUGAAAGUCACCUUCUCAGCUAACGAGAUGGCCAAGCCGUCACAAGACAAGGAUCGCAAGCCGGCCAAGCCACGGCCACGCAGCUUAUCUGCCAUGUUCUCGCGCACCCCAGGACCUGAACAGACGCCCACACCUGAUGACGACGAGACCGCCCCUUCCGGCGUGUUGGGUUGGCUCGGGAUGCAGAGAGCUAUCAAGCGGCGGCGGUCCGAAUCCAAGCUCCGCAAGCGUCGUAGCGGCUUCUUCUCCUCUGAGAACGAUGCGGGGCCUAGUGAGAACAGCACCGAUGACCAGGUGACCAACAAGACGCCGAUGCGCGGGCGCUUCGGCGCCAACGCGUCAACACCCAUGCUCCUCAAUCGAUCAGUUCCUGACGUAUCAAGAGUUCCGCUCUCGGCUGGGUCAUCACUUUCCUCCCUUCCAGUCAUCGAUCAGCAAGAGUUCUGGCCCGCGCGCGAGUGGGUCGGAAAACGUCCAUCGCUGGAAAUGGAAACCAUGUCCUCCGAGACGACUACCAACACUUCUCACAGCGACGUCAAGCGCGACUCCGCCCCGGUUCCCGUAGUCUCGUCAAGCAAGGACUCUGUGGCUCGGCGCCUGCUGGACCCCGCAUCCCAAAGAUCCUCAAUGGGUUCAACAUCGCCUCUGAGCUCGUUACCGGAGCUCGGCCCACCUCCAACCAUCGUUGAGCACGGGGGGGAAGCUACUCCACCCCAAGUCACACCUCGAGCUGGAGGGCGCGGGCGUUCGUUCUCCGAUGCUGCGCGCCGGAUACAUUCCGAAGACGGGUCCAUGGCUUCUACACCACGGUCACUGCGCUCGCCCUCUGAUAUCGACCUACCCCGAGGUCCAAGGCCCCCAAUGUCAAGCAGAUCCAACUCUGGCAACUCGGCUGUCAUGGGGAUGGUUCGCAGCGUAUUCUCCAGAAACCGCCCUCGCAGUAACAGCACGUUGCGCUACAGUUCUGCGGACGAGCGCGACCCUGUUGCCACCAGCGAGUUUGGGUCUAGAGAAUUGCCUCGCCCAGAAUCAUCCGCAUCAUCACUAGGCCCCUCUCCUGCUCUGCCUCCAGUCAGAAUUCGCCCGGAGGAUGUGCCUCAGGUCUCAAGUUUGGCUCUACAGAUCGGAGAGGAUGAUCGCCGUGUGGUGCUCAACGACACGCCGGAACGGUCACCCCGCUCGUCGUACGCGGCCUCGCAAUCAUCACGUACGACUCAUUCCACCAGGCGAUCGAACACGGCUGAUCCGCACGCCAACCUUGGCGUUCAUUCUGGGCUAAGAGUGGGGCGCGCGCGUGCGCAGACCACCUCGUCGGCCAUUUCCUGGCACGGAACAUUCAAUUCGACGGCUGCAAGCCUCGGCCACAGUGCAAACGGGAUACACAGAGGGUCGCACGACACUGGGCUUGCUCCGCCAUCUGCCUUCAGUGGCUCGUCGACAUAUCUCCCAGCACCUUCCACGCCAACUUUCCCCACUGCCGCAACUCCUCCUCGCCAGAGGCCGGGCUCGAUCAGGCGACUGUCUACGGGCCUGUUCAGGUCCAACCCCAGUUCUCCGAAGCCGCCUCCAGGCCAGCUGUUCCCGCUCCCUCCUCGUGGACCAGGAGCAGGAUCGUCCGGCGGCCCCAGCCCAGGGACAGAUGAUGGCCCCAGUCGCGCCGAGAGUCCGCUGCCUCUCUCUCGCUCUGCCACACCUGUGCAGCGCUUGCACAUGGAAGACGUCGACACAUCAAUUCACGACGAUGACACUCCCGAGAGCUGGCUGGCAAGACUCAGCAACGUUGACCGUCGCGAGCUGGCAGGGAUUCUCGCCUCCAGUGCCGACGAGUUCCACACCACUGCGUUGACCCUUUACAUGAAUCGGUUCGACUUCACGCACAUCGCGCUCGACGUUGCGCUGCGCCGCUUGCUCAUGCACAUGUCGCUGCCGAAGGAGACGCAGCAGAUUGACCGCGUCAUCGAGGCGUUCGCGACGCGCUACGACCGCUGCGAGCCAGGUUUGUUCGGUACCAAGGACAACGCGUACGUGCUGGCCUUCUCUAUGAUGAUGCUUCAUACGGAUGCAUUCAACCGCCACAACAAGAACAAGAUGACCAAACCUGACUACGUGCGGAACACGCGGCUCGAUGGAGUCCCCCCGCCCGUGUUGGAGGCAUUCUUCGACAACAUCACCUUCACGCCUUUCGUGUUCAUCGAAGACGACAACGAGGCCGCGCUUGCGGCAGCUGGAGCCCAUCUCUCGGCAUCCAAUGGCAUGCCCCGCUCCGGGAAGAUUGACGUCUACGACCUCAUCGUCGGCGGCCAGUUGGGCUCGCUGCGGGUCGACGUCGAGCGCUACAUCCCCGCUGACAGCCCGUUUUCUUGCAUGGGCACUCGCCCGUUCCUUGACGUGGAUCGGCUGCAGAGCAAGUUUGCCAACGCCCAUCCUCUCGAGUUCGUCAAGUCGCGCCCACGACGCAAGUCAGCGGUGCCUCUACUCGACAUUGGUGGUGGCCCCCCAACUCCAACGCCCAAGGAGGAGGUGACCACGCUCAAGAUCACCAAGGUUGGGUUGAUUAGUAGAAAAGACGACUCUCCAACGACCAAGCGUACCGCAGCCCGGAAGUGGAGAAGCUGGAGUGUGAUCCUGACCGGCUCGCAGCUCCUCUUCUUCAAGGACACCAUCUGGGCGCUCACGUUGGUCGAGCAGAUCCGCAACGCCGGCAAAGGUGACGCCCCCGUUGUACCGCGCAUGACGAGCUUCCAGCCAGACGAGGUUCUUUCUGUGAAGCACGCUGUGGCCGUCUUCGAUCGCGACUACUCGGCUACACCUUUCACGUUCCGCUUCGUCAUGCCCGACAACCGCCAGUACCUCAUGCAGUUCAACGACGAGUACGAGAUGAACGAGUGGCUCACUCUCAUCAACUACGCCAGCACCUUCCGGACGGCAGCCAUUAGGAUGCGCGGCGCAGGCCUAAACAGCGGCGACGCUGUUAAAGCCGGAUCGGUCGCUGCCGAGGAGCAUCUUCGGGAUGUCGAGUCCGGUACCCCUUAUCAAGCGCCUGAGAGUUCUCAGGUCCGCUCCGUUGUGUUCCAAGAUCCCAACGAGCAGGUGGAGGCUGUCGCUUCUCCUCGGCCACGCUUGCGCCGCGUGGGCAGCAUGCGCUCGUCUCCCGCCCCGGUCGUUGACAUAUCCGGCGCCAAUGACGUUGUUGUCAAUGGCGGUGAACAGAUGGAGGCAGUCAUCGGGUCCGUCAAAGCUGAACUCGCCGCUGGGCGAGCUGGGGCUGCACGAAUGCUCUCGCUUCCGUCCGAGCUUGCGGCUGAAUCGUCCAAUAAAACCAGUCGCUUCGAAGCGAUCGCUGCGCGCGUUCAGGCUCUCAAGUCGGACGCUGCACAGAUUGAACAACGCCUGACGACCAACCUGCGGAUUGCCCGCAACCUCGCCAUUCUGACGCCGUUCCAGAAGUUGACGCGUGACCACAUCGAGGCUGCACUUCCAGACCUCGCCAAUCAGAUCCGGUCGGACCGCAUCGAGCUCUCAAAGCUCCACUUGUGGAUCACGAUGCUUCUCAAGGACCAGGACCGCGACCAGCGCGACUGGGCUCGUGUUCGACACGUCGCACUGCAGGCUGCAGCGCGCAGUCUGUGCGCUCCCGCCACGGAGAAGCCCGACCGCCGCGCGACUAUCGCGGCUCCGAUUGCGAUUCCCAAGCUGUCUCUUCCAGACCACGACGAGAGCGCAAGCACCUGGGGUGAAAGUGUGGGAUCCUUUGCUUCGGGUCAGGCAAGCCCAGGCGAGUUGCCUGAGACGAACCCGAUGGAUGAGGAGCACGAGCACGAGCACGAGCAUGAGCUUGAGCCUGAGCCGCCGGCAAGGACGCUGGCCCCUGUACCGGCCCCAGUGCCCCAGUUCCCGCGGAUUCCAGAGAAGACGGACGUUGGCUCACCACAACCAUCUCCGACCAGCAAUCCGACGUCCGACUCGGAUGACUAUGAGCUUGCGCCAGAGUAUCUGGGCUCAUCUGAAUCACUGCGCGACGAGAUGGAGCGGCAGCUGGCCUUCUCUGAUUCCUCGCGGCCACUCUCGCCAGUGGCCAACCCGCCGAGCAUUCCGCAUGGUGCGUCGGUUCGCAAGGCAAGCGAGGAUGGGCGUUCAGACCAGCCUGAGCACUGGCGCAACACGCGUGCUGCCACCAAGGUGUCGCUCGCGCACCUCCCGCGCUCGAGCAUCGGCGAGUUAUCAAGACGGUUCAUCAAGAUUGACGGCAACAACAAUGUAGUGCUGAAUGGGGACUAGAUAGCAGCUAGCAAAGCUUGCGAGCUUGGUUGUACCACCAACAUAUAUCACGACUAGCAUUAUCCGGAACGCGGGGUGACGUGAGGCCGUGUUGACUGCAUGUACAUAAGCUUGCAAACGCAAGCGAGAAUUCGAAACA